AUGUCACUGUCUAGAUCUACAUCUCAUGGCAGUAGUUCUUGCAGUUCGGUCAUCAAAGCGCUUCGAUGGCUAUUGAAAUCAGCAGAGGUGGGUUGUUUACAGGUGGUGCAUUCAGUUCUUAUUGGAACCUUUCUGAACCAGAAGGUGCCCAGGGACAGGAAACAAGCCCCUCCUCUGCCUCUGUGGGCAUUGGUGCAGUGGGAGCGUCGUGUGCUCAUGUCCAACUGCACGGUAUUGGAAACUAUUUUACUGGGUACAUUUUUAUUGAUGGCCUGGGGAUCCCUUCGUUUCUCCGACGCGCAAAGGUUAGACCUCCAAAAGAUCAUCUAUCACGAUGGUACCAUGAGAGGGGUGAUAUGGCGCUCAAAGACAGCAGUCAGCGGCAUGCCCCUAGCAGUGGCGGCGGAGGGUUUCCUCAGCAAAGGCUCCCACAACUGGUUGUGGAAGUUUUUGACCGUUUUGGAUACGGUAUUGGCCAAAUCAGGCCUCUCUGAUGUUGAUUUUCUUCUUCCACUGAUGGACGAGGAUGGACCAAUUUAUCCAUUGCAACCGAUGGAUUAUGCCACAGCGUUAUUUUACUUACGGAAAUUUUUGGGUUGCCCAUGGAGUCAAAGACCAGAUCCCUUGCAGCAUUUGAAGUUAACCUUCACUUUGCACUCCCUCAAAGCGACGUUAUUGUCGUGGGGACCGCAGCUGCAUGAAAAGGUCACCCCGGAACAGCGUUUGUCUCAGGGACACCAUUCGGAUCCCAAUAGCAGUUUGGACACAUACUCACGUGACGUGGUGUGGACGUCCUUGACGUAUCAGCGCAAGAUGAUACAAGAGGUUCAGAGUGGAUGGCGUCCAGCCAUUGCCCAACAUCGGGGUAGAAUGGUCGUCUUCUACUCCUUUGUCGGCAUUCCAAAAGGCGUGCCUCCGUACGGCAUUUCAGCGAUGAAACAAAAAUUCAUGGCCAACUAUCCAUCGGAGUUGAUCCAUGCAGACCUUUUUCCAUCGACCAGAUUAGUGAGCUUGGUUCAUGACCAGCUCUCCAAGAAGGUUUGGAAAUGGGUGCCAUGGAAGUAUCGCAUCUCUCUCACCAGGUUCAUGAUCGGGCCAUUGCCUUGUGCCAAGGGCAAGGUCCAAUGGCUCACGGAGAUUCAACGGGAUGGUGGUUUCAAGCAACUCUGCAUGCGAUAUCAGGUGGGCAAGUGUCAGACUCCCAACUGUUUCACCAUGCAUGAUCCAUUCAAUGAGAUUGACUCCGUGGAGACCCUCCCAGUGCAUGAAGUGGACCCAGUUCAAGACUUUGCUCCACCUAGUGGUAGUUUUACCCGAGGCCGUUUGUCCCAACCCGAGCAGGCGAAUGCGGUUGGUUAUGGAGCGGCCAGCCCUUCCUGCUGUGAAUAUAGCAGACUCAAACUUCGAGAUGAUGAUGGUCCCAAGGCUCUACGAUCACCAGAGCACUUGUCCGGUCUGCCCAAUCUCACACCCUGGGAACUGCAACGUGUACAAGAGAGCUUUAUGAUGCUCUCUCGCUGUGUCGAGGUCCUCACCCUGGUUUUUCAAGCAGGCGGGCACGUCCAUCUUGAACAACCCUUGAACGCCAUGUCAUGGUUAGAGAAGGUAGUACGCCAAUUUCUGCAAUUGAUUGGGGCUUCCUGUAUCAACGUGGCAGCUUGCGCCUAUGAGAUGGAUGUUUACAAAGCCUGGAUGUUUGCCUCGAGUUUUACAGGUCUUCGACCAUUAGGUCUCCGAGACGAUUCUGGUGCUUUUGCCAGUCGGGCGACGGCACAAUACCCACAGAAACUGGCACAAUUAUUUGCCAACCUCGUGGCCCCAUUACUGGACACAUCAGCGUUGGACCUACAAUGGUCAUCUUUGGAUGCCCUCAUGCCAACCAAGCACCUGUCAGAGUAUCCAUUUGCGCAAAUCGAUGGGGGUGGAGCUUUUUCCCACCCGGACUGGAGUCAGGAUAAUCGUCAAGAACACGACUGGUUCAAGAUGCUCCGCACUUCGUGGAUGAACAGGAUCAUCUCUGAGCGAUUGGAUAAGAUCCUACUUGCGCAUGUGGCGUCGGGCAACCCUUCACCUCCUUUUUCGAUGGAAACUCUGACUCCAUUCAAGGAUGAUCUGGAGAAAUUCUUGGAGGCACAUGGACAUACACCAGAUUGGUCAGUUCGACAACAUCAACCAAUACAUCUUCAUAUUUUACAUUCUUUACAAAAGAUUAUGCAUGACGUCGAUUUUACAUUAUUACCCAGUUUAUUGGAAGGUGUUCGAACUGGUUUUUCCGAGGCAAUUCCUCCGUCGGGUAUUUUUCCACCCAAAGAACGUACGGAUAUAGAACCCGAUCCAUUGUCAGCUCACCUCUCCAACUGGCAGAGUGCUGAAGAAGAUCUACCAUUAACCCGAGAACUGGUUCAGGAAGAAAUUGACAAGGGAUGGGUUUUUUCAUAUCAAGGUUCUUUGGAAGAAGCACAACAAGAAUAUCCGGCCGGAGUUGCUAUUGGAAAAUUGGGAGUGGCUCGCUCCGAUAGUCGAGCCCCCCGAUUAGUUGUAGACUCCAGCGUAUGCGGCCUCAACGGUCGGUGUAUCAUACCGGAGAGGUCCACCCUCCCGACUGCCAAGGAGGUGUUACGUAGCUACCCUCUACGUCAGUGUCAGAGGAAUCUAAUGGGCUUUUCUUUAGACGUUAAGGCUGCUCAUAAAAGAAUAGUUCUACAUCCGGACGAAUGCGGAUUGGUAGGCUUUUCGUUAGAAGGACAGCUCUUCUUCUAUAGAGUUACCCCAUUUGGUGCAGUUUUCUCUGCCUUUUGGUGGGCGAGAUUGGGUGAACUCCUUCUCCGUAUAUUUCACCACUUGAUCUGGUUGAGUCACGCGGGAUUUCUAUAUGUGGAUGACUUCUUAUUCUUUAUGGAAGCCAACAUGAUGCCGCUGUCAGCCACAUUGUUGUGUAUUUUUUGCCAGCUUUUGGAAAUUCCUAUCAGCUGGAAGAAGACGGCCAUGCACUCUUCCAUUGACUAUAUUGGCUGGAAAUUCAAUUUCAAUGCAGGUAUCGUGACAAUCCCCAUUGAAAAGAUCCUCAAACUCCGAGGAUACAUCGAACAUCUUAUUUCCCAGCCACGAACUACUCGCAAGUCUUUGGAGAAACUUAUUGGCCUGGCCAUGUGGCUUACUCAAUUAUUUCCCCUCAUGCGGAUCUGGAUCCACUAUUGGUACCACGACCUCUACACCAUCCCGGCGACACAUUUCAGUAUUGAUGCUGGUACAUGGCCUCGCAUUCAUCAGUAUUUAACACCUAAUUUGACUUUUCAUACAGCACCUUUGGGCUCCGCUAUACCUAUUUCAGGCAAGCUCAUUGCAGUUCGACAUCAAGCGGUAUCCUCAUUGGCGGAUCUGACAUCGUUACAUAUCAAAACGGAUAACAGGAUUUGGCUAAGGAUUAUCAAUCCGAAUUCCUCCAAACGCAAGCUUCGUCCUGAUUCUCUUCGCAUUUUGAAGUUAUUUGAACAUUGGCUGAUGGGUGUUUCUCCAUCUCGACCAAUGAGAGCGAAGCCAUACUGGAAUGGCGUUGCGGCAGCCGAUGCAUGUGCAUCGGGCUCCUAUUGCCAAAUUGGAGGUUUCAUCCGUCAUCCUUCAGGAGUUCAAUUUUGGUUUUCUGAGAAAUUUUCCCAUGCUGAUUUUGACAUUUUGUCAAUUCAUUUAGACCCAAAUAUGCAACGAAGCAUUGCUUCAUUUGAAACUUUAGCCCAAAUUGCGUUAGUUUGGCUGGUGGCCACAUCUUUUCCUGGUUUUCGUAUUCCCAUUUGCGUGAAAUCUUUGAGCGACAAUACGGGAGCAGAGAGCGUGAGCAACAAAUUAUUCACUACGACUCAUCCUCUAUGUCUCUUUGUCGAGAUCCUCACGUGCCUGGCUUCGACAACGGGUAUUGAAUUGGAUGUGAGCCAUAUUCCUGGCGCGGACAAUGUCAUAGCGGAUGAUCUGAGCCGAUGGGAUUUUUCCACUCCCAUUCCACAUGAUUUUCAACCAAGUGAAAGGAUUCAUCUUUCACUCAAUCAAUUAUUUCGUUGUUCACCUCACCCAACAUUGCAUCCUCCUGAUUCGAAACUCCUUUGGAAACUCCCACAUCCUCUUGCGAUGUGA
This is a messenger RNA of Cladocopium goreaui, 4125 nucleotides long. The record is from the annotation of a GenBank genome assembly. NCBI's taxonomy places the organism in Eukaryota, Dinophyceae, Suessiales, Symbiodiniaceae.